AUGUUUCUUCUUGUCUUGGCAGUGUGUGCAGGAACAGAGAAUAAGUUGAGCUCUCUCUCUGACCUGGAACAGCAGUACCGAGCCUUGCGCAAAUACUAUGAGAACUGUGAGGUAGUCAUGGGCAACCUGGAGAUAACCAGCAUCGAGCACAACCGGGACCUCUCUUUUCUGCGGUCUAUAAGAGAAGUCACAGGCUACGUGUUGGUGGCUCUUAAUCAGUUUCGCUAUCUGCCUCUGGAGAAUUUACGCAUUAUUCGUGGGACAAAACUUUAUGAAGAUCGAUAUGCCUUGGCAAUAUUUUUAAACUACAGAAAAGAUGGAAACUUUGGACUUCAAGAACUUGGAUUGAAGAACUUGACUGAAAUCCUAAAUGGUGGAGUCUAUGUAGACCAGAACAAGUUUCUUUGUUAUACAGACACAAUUCAUUGGCAAGAUAUUGUUCGGAAUCCAUGGCCUUCCAACCUGACUCUGGUGUCAACAAAUGGUAGCACAGGAUGUGGACAUUGCCAUAAGUCCUGCACUGACCGAUGCUGGGGGCCCACAGAAAAUCAUUGCCAGACUUUGACAAGGACUGUCUGUGCAGAACAGUGUGAUGGCAGAUGCUACGGACCCUACGUUAGUGACUGCUGUCACCGAGAAUGUGCUGGAGGCUGCUCGGGACCUAAGGACACCGACUGCUUUGCCUGCAUGAACUUCAAUGAUAGCGGAGCAUGUGUUACUCAGUGUCCACAAACUUUUGUCUACAAUCCAACAACCUUUCAACUGGAGCAUAACUUCAAUGCAAAAUACACCUAUGGAGCAUUUUGUGUCAAGAAGUGCCCACAUAACUUCGUGGUCGAUUCCAGUUCCUGUGUGCGUGCCUGCCCUAGUUCCAAGAUGGAAGUAGAAGAAAAUGGGAUUAAAAUGUGUAAACCUUGCACUGACAUUUGCCCAAAAGCUUGUGAUGGCAUUGGCACAGGAUCAUUGAUGUCAGCUCAGACUGUGGAUUCUAGUAAUAUUGACAAAUUCAUAAACUGCACCAAAAUCAAUGGGAAUUUGAUCUUCCUUGUCACUGGUAUUCAUGGGGACCCUUACAAUGCAAUUGAAGCCAUAGACCCGGAGAAACUGAACGUGUUUCGGACAGUCCGAGAGAUAACAGGUUUCUUGAACAUACAAUCAUGGCCCCCAAACAUGACUGACUUCAGUGUUUUUUCUAACCUGGUGACCAUUGGUGGAAGAGUACUCUAUAGUGGCCUUUCCUUGCUUAUCCUCAAGCAACAGGGCAUCACUUCUCUACAGUUCCAAUCCCUGAAGGAAAUCAGUGCAGGAAACAUCUAUAUCACUGACAACAGCAACCUGUGUUAUUAUCAUACCAUUAACUGGACAACGCUCUUCAGCACAGUCAACCAAAGAAUAGUGAUCCGGGACAACAGGAAAGCUGAAAACUGUACUGCUGAAGGAAUGGUGUGCAAUCAUCUCUGUUCAAACGAUGGGUGUUGGGGACCUGGGCCAGACCAGUGCCUGUCUUGCCGUCGCUUCAGCAGGGGAAGGACCUGCAUAGAGUCUUGUAACCUCUAUGAUGGUGAAUUUCGGGAGUUUGAGAAUGGCUCCAUCUGUGUGGAGUGUGACCCCCAGUGUGAGAAGAUGGAAGAUAGCAUCCUCACAUGUCAUGGACCGGGACCUGACAACUGUACAAAGUGCUCCCAUUUUAAGGAUGGCCCGAACUGUGUGGAAAAAUGUCCAGAUGGCUUACAGGGAGCAAACAGUUUCAUUUUCAAGUAUGCUGAUCAGGAUCGGGAGUGCCACCCAUGCCAUCCAAACUGCACCCAAGGGUGUAGCGGUCCCACUAGUCAUGACUGCAUUUAUUACCUUUGGACGGGCCAUUCCACUUUACCACAACAUGCUAGGACUCCUCUAAUUGCAGCCGGAGUCAUUGGCGGGCUCUUCAUCAUGGUCAUCGUGGGUCUAACAUUUGCAGUUUAUGUUAGAAGGAAGAGCAUCAAAAAGAAAAGAGCCUUAAGAAGAUUCCUGGAAACAGAGUUGGUAGAACCCUUAACACCCAGUGGUACAGCGCCUAAUCAAGCUCAACUACGUAUUUUGAAAGAAACUGAGCUCAAAAGAGUAAAAGUACUUGGUUCAGGUGCUUUUGGAACUGUUUACAAAGGUAUUUGGGUCCCUGAAGGAGAAACAGUGAAGAUUCCUGUGGCUAUUAAGAUUCUUAAUGAAACAACUGGUCCCAAAGCCAAUGUGGAGUUUAUGGAUGAAGCUCUGAUCAUGGCAAGUAUGGACCAUCCACACUUAGUCCGGUUAUUGGGUGUGUGUCUAAGCCCAACCAUUCAGCUGGUUACACAGCUUAUGCCCCAUGGCUGCCUGUUGGAUUAUGUCCAUGAACACAAGGAUAACAUUGGAUCCCAGCUAUUGCUUAAUUGGUGUGUCCAGAUAGCUAAGGGAAUGAUGUACCUGGAAGAAAGACGGCUUGUUCAUCGGGAUUUGGCAGCCCGUAAUGUCUUAGUGAAAUCUCCAAACCAUGUAAAAAUCACGGAUUUUGGACUAGCCAGGCUCUUGGAAGGUGAUGAAAAAGAGUAUAAUGCUGAUGGAGGAAAGAUGCCAAUUAAAUGGAUGGCUUUGGAGUGUAUACACUAUAGAAAAUUCACCCAUCAGAGUGACGUUUGGAGCUAUGGAGUCACUAUAUGGGAACUGAUGACCUUUGGAGGAAAACCCUAUGAUGGAAUUCCAACCAGAGAAAUCCCCGAUUUGUUAGAGAAAGGAGAACGUUUGCCCCAGCCUCCCAUCUGCACUAUUGAUGUUUAUAUGGUCAUGGUCAAAUGUUGGAUGAUUGAUGCUGACAGUAGACCUAAAUUUAAGGAACUGGCUGCUGAAUUUUCGAGGAUGGCUCGAGACCCUCAAAGAUACCUAGUUAUUCAGGGUGAUGAUCGUAUGAAGCUUCCCAGUCCAAACGACAGCAAGUUCUUUCAGAAUCUCUUGGAUGAAGAGGAUUUAGAAGACAUGAUGGAUGCUGAGGAAUAUCUGGUCCCUCAGGCUUUCAACAUCCCACCUCCUGUCUAUACUUCCAGAGCAAGAAUCGACUCAAAUAGGAGUGAAAUUGGACACAGCCCUCCUCCUGCCUACACCCCCAUGUCAGGAAACCAGUUUGUGUACCGAGAUGGGGGUUUUGCUGCAGAACAAGGAGUGCCCAUGCCCUAUAGGGCCACUACCAGCACAAUCCCAGAAGCCCCAGUUGCUCAGGGGGCUACUGCCGAGAUUUUUGAUGACUCCUGCUGUAACGGCACCUUACGCAAGUCCGUGACACCCCACGUCCAAGAGGACAGCAGCACGCAGAGGUACAGCGCUGACCCCACAGUGUUCGCCCCAGAACGGAGCCCACGAGGAGAGCUGGAUGAAGAAGGUUACAUGACCCCUAUGCGAGACAAACCCAAACAAGAAUACCUGAACCCUGUGGAGGAAAACCCUUUUGUCUCUCGGAGGAAAAAUGGAGACCUUCAAGCUUUGGAUAAUCCCGAAUAUCACAGUGCUUCCCAUGGUCCACCCAAGGCAGAGGAUGAGUAUGUGAAUGAGCCACUGUACCUCAACACCUUUGCCAACACCUUGGGGAACACUGAAUACCUGAAGAACAAAGUACUGUCUGUGCCAGAGAAGGCCAAGAAAGUAUUCGACAACCCUGACUACUGGAACCACAGCCUGCCACCUCGGAGCACCCUUCAGCACCCAGACUACCUGCAGGAGUACAGCACAAAAUAUUUUUAUAAACAAAAUGGAAGGAUCCGGCCUAUUGUGGCAGAGAAUCCUGAAUACCUCUCUGAGUUCUCGCUGAAGCCAGGCACUGUGCUGCCUCCUCCGCCCUACAGACACCGGAAUACUGUGGUCUAA
Mesoplodon densirostris (Blainville's beaked whale) is the source of this 3867-nucleotide messenger RNA. It is a transcript of the gene ERBB4, whose product is annotated as erb-b2 receptor tyrosine kinase 4. Bases 1 to 3867 code for a protein of 1288 amino acids. Gene Ontology annotation, cellular component: signaling receptor complex; basal plasma membrane. Lineage: Eukaryota; Metazoa; Chordata; Mammalia; Artiodactyla; Ziphiidae. The transcript has 27 exons. Gene Ontology annotation, molecular function: ATP binding; epidermal growth factor receptor binding; transmembrane receptor protein tyrosine kinase activity. The record is from RefSeq and is a predicted model, not a curated record. Gene Ontology annotation, biological process: positive regulation of kinase activity; protein phosphorylation; cell surface receptor protein tyrosine kinase signaling pathway.